AUGACCCCUGGACUGAUGGGAACGUGGGCCCUAGUUAGGAGUCGCGUCGCCACAUGCCUCAGCUGGCUUGUGAUCGCUGCUCCCGGCGAAAGGAGCGAUGCCUCUUCGAUGACGGGGCGCGAUCAUGCCAGAGAUGCUCUCAGAAGAGUGCCGUGUGCUCGUUCAACCGCCAUCAGCGACGCAUGGGUCGUCGCCCGCGACCUCCGAAUAUGCCCUCUGGACGAUGCGACGUCAACGGGCUGCACGCCAGCUGAGCCAAGGUACACAGUGCCGGACAGUGAAACAGUGGCGUUGUCGACGGCGCCCUCGAACGAGGCAUACGCGGUGCCGCAGCGGCGACGUGGUGACGGCGGUGACGACGAUGACGUCACCGAUAACGGGACCAAUAUCAGUGCCAUUAUAGACGGCAUCAUGAAUGACCCCAUCGUCUUCUGUCGGUUCCACGAGAACUUCACCAUCGGGCGCAGCUUCACCGCCGACUUCCAGGCCGCCGUGCGCGCCGUCGCCCCCUUUGCCAACGGCAUCCUGAUCGACUCAUACCGCGCCUCCCUCAACAUGUGGGAGGUGGGCACGCGUCGGGUCCGGCUUCCCAGCGAGGGCGACGUGUCCUCUGGCACCGACUGCCUGCGCCUCCUGCAGGACGCGGGCUCGUCUACCAAGUGCAGCGAGGACGCCGCCGCCACCCUCAUGGCCGGCCAGGUGCUCCUGGUUCACCACGUGGCCAUGAUGUGUACAUCGGCACACUCGAUCCUGCGCAGCUCGCUGCUGGCCGUCGAGCCCUUUUACCGCGAUCUACUCUCCCAGCCGGCCAUGGAUACCAUCACCAUCACCCCCAUCCUCGUCGACACGAUCGAGUCGCUUGUCCGGCGCGAGUCACCCAUCAUCAGGACGUCCUUGUGCGACCGGUACUACAUUGUCGACCGGUCCGUCGGGCUCUGCUGGUCGCUGCUAUCGCUCAUACAGGAGCUGUGCGACUGCAGCGUACGGGUACGGGAGCAGGGGACGAUGGCUAGUCGCCCAAGCAGCGAUGACGACGGCCGCGAUGCAUACACUGACAUCGAGGCCAAGAUUCGCCGGUGGGAGGCCUGGCCGCCCCCAGACGUCUUCUCCCGCUUCACAGCCCUCGAGGUGACGGCCAUGCUGCUGCAGGCACGACUGUACCGGAUCGCAACGCUGCUCAUCAUCCACCGCCUGCGGUACCCUCUCGGCGUUCGCGACGAGGAGGCCCUCGUAGGUGCCAACAUGAUCUUCUCGGAACUCAAGAGCUUCAUGUCGUGGGCGCCCAGCGACCUGAGGGCCCUACCCAUCGGACUGCCCCUGCUCGUAGCCAUGCUGGAGAUCAAGGAGCCUGGCGAGGGGAUAGUGGGUCAGCUGGCCUUGUUUGAGACGUAUCCCCGGUACGUCAGCGAGUUCAUACGAUUUGUCGAUCUCGUAUGGGAUGCUCGGAAGGGCGGGUUUCGCGGACCAUGGGUGGAUCUGGCGGCGCAGUUCCAGAUGCCCAUGCUACCAUGA
Molecule: messenger RNA, 1512 nt
Organism: Geosmithia morbida
Lineage: Eukaryota; Fungi; Ascomycota; Sordariomycetes; Hypocreales; Bionectriaceae
Exons: 3
Coding region: 1-1512 (503 amino acids)
Source: RefSeq, a predicted model, not a curated record